This is a messenger RNA of Pieris napi, 907 nucleotides long. RefSeq lists its product as uncharacterized. The record is from RefSeq and is a predicted model, not a curated record. The coding region runs from base 78 to 776 and encodes 232 amino acids. NCBI's taxonomy places the organism in Eukaryota, Metazoa, Arthropoda, Insecta, Lepidoptera, Pieridae. The transcript is spliced from 3 exons.
UUGACACACAUUUCCACAACUCAAUUGCUACAGGUAGUCGUUUACUUUAAUUAGAGGCUAAUUUUAAUUUAAAAAAAAUGUCUAGCCGUGAUCAAGAGGAACAGUGGAAUAAAAUCAUAAGAAGCAUGUUCGUGAAUCAACAACCUCCAAAUUCUCCACAACGAGAAACUGAUGAAGAAGUAUACUCCAAUGCGCCACCCUCUCCAGAACUUACCAUUGAAUAUGUUCGGCUGAGGAAUGAUGACGAUGAAGUGACAGAUCCUGAAAUACUUGAAAAUUAUAUCAAGACACUCAGAGCGGAGAGUGAGGCGAAAAAAAAGCGAAGUCGUGUAGAUGACGACAUAUCUACUGACGAAUUGGCAGAAAAUGAUGAUGCCACGGAUAUCUUAGAUAAUCGUUCCCUUGAAGAGGUCCGACGUAGGACGGCUUCAUGGGAGUGCAGUCCCAUACUACAACGAUUUUCGCACUCUCCUCACCAUCCAGCCUUAAUUAGUAAAUCAAUAUCAAAACCUCAACGAGUAUCAGUAUCUGGUUCAAGUCAGCCUGCUUGCGUGCGACGAUCUUCACGUAAGAGGAAGAAAGUCGAUUACCGACCUGAGAAUUUAUCCUCUACGCCCGAACGCCCUUCAACUUCCCGACAACCAAGGCAGAAAAAGGUAUCCAGACGGUCGGUCAAUACCAGAACAAUAGGUACGCAGACGGUAGAUUAUUGGUUUAAUAAUAUGUUGAUGUACGAUUAUGUUGAGUACGACAUUAUUCCACGACAGGCUCAAUGAUUAUUGUAUCUAUGUUAAAUCUCAGUUUGGUGGUGUUGUUCAAACAGUGGUUGAUAUCACUAACUUAAUACAAUAUUAAAAUAUGUAUUUUUGGUUUUCCUUUUUCAAAUACGGAGCCUUGAUCAAUUUGA